AUGACAUCCAACAUAGCGCUCACCGGUCUCGCCCGCGACCUGGCCGAGCGCGCCGCAUCGGGCAAACCUGUCCGCAUCGGCCUUGUCGGCUCGGGCGAAAUGGGCACGGACAUUGUCACCCGUGCUGGCAUGAUGGACGGCGUCGAUGUCGCCGCGAUCGCCGACAUCGACCCGGCGGCUGCGCACAGGGCGGUCGAGAUCGCGCACCAGGCGCCCGGACACAGCGCCGAUGCGGCCAAUGCCGACGCGAUCAAUGCCGCCAUCGAAUCGGGCAGGACCGCGAUCACCUCCGCCGACGCCAUGCUCGAAUCAGGGCUGAUCGAUGUGGUGGUCGAUGCGACCGGAGUUCCCGCUGUCGGCGCCGAGAUCGGACUGUCGGCGAUGGAACGCGGCAAGCAUCUGGUCAUGAUGAAUGUCGAGGCCGAUGUCACCAUUGGCGCCUACCUGCGCCGUGAGGCCGACCGGCUCGGCGUGGUCUACAGCCUGGGCGCAGGCGACGAACCCUCCUCCUGCAUGGAGAUCAUCGAGUUCAUCGCCGCGAUGGGACACAGGAUCGUCUGCGCCGGCAAGGGCAAGAACAACCCGCUGAACUUCGAUGCGGUUCCCGACCAGUAUGCCGCCGAAGCUGCCGCGCGCCACAUGAACCCGCGCAUGCUUGUCGAGUUCAUCGACGGCUCCAAGACCAUGGUGGAGAUGUCGGCGAUCGCCAACGCGACGGGCCUGGUCCCCGAUAUUGACGGCAUGCAUGGCCCCGCCGCCGGCCCGAAAGACCUCGCCAAGACACUGAUCCCCAAAAAGGAUGGCGGUGUCCUGUCCGACAUUGGCCGGGUCGACUAUUCGGUCGGCCAGGGACUUGCACCGGGCGUCUUCGUCGUCUGCGAAGCCGAGCAUCCGCGCGUCUGGGAGCGCAUGUCGGACCUGAAGAUGGGCGAAGGCCCCUAUUUCGCGUUCAUCCGCCCCUAUCACCUGACCUCGCUCGAAGUGCCGCUGACCUGCGCCCGCGCGGUGCUGCACGGCAAGGCCGACAUGAUCCCGCUGGAUAAGCCCGUCGCCGAGGUGGCUGCCGUCGCCAAGCGCGAUCUUGAGCCCGGCGAAACGCUCGAUCUGCUCGGCGAAUACACCUAUCGCGCCUGGGCGCUGGAAGCCGGCCGCGCCCGAACCUUGAAGGCGCGGCCGGCCGGCGUGCUGCCGGACGCCACGGUCACCCGCCCCAUUCGCAAGGGCGAACUGAUCACCACCGAGAACAGCCGCCUGCCCGAGGGAUCGAAGAUCGCCGAACUGCGUGCCCGCCAGGACGCAAUGGUCUUCGGAAAGGAACUGGCCGAUGCCUGA
Molecule: messenger RNA, 1332 nt
Organism: Effrenium voratum
Lineage: Eukaryota; Dinophyceae; Suessiales; Symbiodiniaceae
Source: the annotation of a GenBank genome assembly